Molecule: messenger RNA, 2094 nt
Organism: Cloeon dipterum
Lineage: Eukaryota; Metazoa; Arthropoda; Insecta; Ephemeroptera; Baetidae
Gene: Pngl
Product: N-glycanase Pngl
Exons: 10
Coding region: 116-2023 (635 amino acids)
Biological process (GO): glycoprotein catabolic process; protein deglycosylation; protein quality control for misfolded or incompletely synthesized proteins
Cellular component (GO): cytosol; nucleus; cytoplasm
Molecular function (GO): peptide-N4-(N-acetyl-beta-glucosaminyl)asparagine amidase activity
Source: RefSeq, a predicted model, not a curated record
CAAUUUUGCUGAGUGUAAAAAUUCAAGGAGCAAGAACAUCAAGGGCUUCAAAUCAGGAGGAAGAAUUUGGUUUGAAUUUGAAGCUUGUGUCCCCUCAAACUAAAAUAGUGAGCUCAUGAUGAGGGGCGUCGAACAGUUGGAAGACAACCCGAGAGACGUUUACGAAACAGCGGUUCGUCUACUGAUGACAGUCGCUGACAACAUUUUAAACAACCCGAGGGACAUCAAGUACAGGCGUCUCAAAUUGGCAAACAAGAGUGUAUCUGAAAAAUUGCUACCCGCCAGCGGUGCCAUGCAAUGUCUUUUCGAAAUGGGGUUUGACGAGGGCGAUGACAGUCUUGUGUUGGCAAUGUCCACGCCAUUGAAUGACCUGAAAUCAAUAAGGGACCAACUGGCUAUACUGCAGAGUAAAAUCGAUGCUUCUAAAUCAAAACCCAGACAAUCUGGCGGUGCUGUUGCGUCGACGUCUGCUAUAAAAAUUGCUGAAGAACCACUGACUGAAGAUUCUUACAUAAUCCCCACAUUCCAUCCAAUUACUAGCUCAAUGAGCCCGGCAUUUUUACGCUCAAUCGAAUCCUACGCCCACAAAGUCCUGCAGUACGAGAGCAAAGCCAUGCAGGACAAAGCCAGGAGAGUGGUUCCAGUAGAGGAAUUGUGGGUCAGAGCUCAAAAGACCCUGCGAGACCAUCAAUCAGAAAAAGUUGGCGUUGAGGAGGCAGAAGAUAAAGGUCUCCCGGAUUUACUGCUUUACGAGUUACUUCAAUGGUUCAAGUACGAGUUUUUUUCCUGGGUUGACCAUCCUGACUGCAUCCAAUGCAAAGCAAAAACCAGCCCUGUUGGCAUGAGUAAAAAGCCAGAGCAUCUCAAGGAAGCUGGCCGAACUGAGCUGUAUGUUUGUCCUUCUGGUCAUGAAACACCGUUUCACCGCUACAACAACCCUGCAAUACUGCUGCAGACUCGCAGGGGCCGAUGCGGAGAGUGGGCUAACUGCUUCACCCUGAUAUGCAGGGCGCUCAACAUGGACGCUCGGUUAGUUCACGACGAAACAGACCACGUUUGGACUGAGGUGUGGUCAGUGACCCAGCAGCGGUGGAUCCACUGUGACGCCUGUGAAGCCAUCAUGGAUUCCCCUUACACCUACCAGGCAGGCUGGGGCAAAAAGCUGAAUUAUGUGAUCGCAUUUUCAAGGGAUGACGUCCAAGACGUGACUUGGAAAUAUACACAAGAGCCUGUGAAGGUUGUGAUGAACAGGAGGAACCUUUGCACUGAAGAACAGCUACAGAACCUUUUAAAUGUUCUGCGCUACCGAUUGCAAGAGAAGGUGUCCUCUGCCCGGAAAGCAUUUCUGCAGAAUAGACAGAUAAAUGAAUUGAUGGCUAUGAUUUCUGUUCCUGGGAGUCACAGAGUUCUCAAAAACACAGAAACCCAAGGAAGGAUAUCUGGGUCGGAUGAGUGGAGACGAAACAGAAAGGAAACGGGGCAAAUUAAUUCAAAUUGGGUUUGGAAGCCAAACGCUCAAGAACUUGAAGCUGGACGCAUGCAGAUCAAAUUCUCAGCUGCCCAGAAUCUUUAUGUUAAGGGUACAGAGGAAAAGAUGAAUGGUUGGGCCAGUGGCGUCAUGUCUGCAAUCAACAUUGCCAGGAAGGUGGAGAGGGAUUGGAAAAUGGUGUAUUUGGCCAGAACAGAAGGAGCAGUGUCUGAUGAUGGCUCAUUAGUAUGGCGGAUUGAAGUGCCCAAAUCACACAAAAUAGGAGGUGUAGAAUUGACCUUGCCAGCAGCGACGUUUGAUAGUGGAAAAAUUCGCUGGAAGAUUUGUGGGGAGAACCCAGAUUUAUGUUUUAUGGUGCCGCAUGGUCAAACAACGUUUAAAACUAGUGAACUUGCUGGAUGCUCUGCAAUUACAAUCAAGGCAGAUUUGACUGGAGGAAGUGGAACUUGUGCUUGGCAACACGCUCAGAUUUCUCGACAGCUAGAAAACGACAGCGAAUUUCCUUUGCAGUUUGAUGUUGAAUUGAUUAAAUGAUUUUUUCAUUGGCAAUGCUAUGUGCUAUUCAAUAAAAUAAAAUAUAUUUAUAUCUUCUAUUGUUAAGAAAA